This is a messenger RNA of Mytilus trossulus (common blue mussel), 1824 nucleotides long. RefSeq names its product B-cell receptor CD22-like. Gene Ontology annotation, molecular function: axon guidance receptor activity. Gene Ontology annotation, cellular component: neuronal cell body; plasma membrane; axon. Lineage: Eukaryota; Metazoa; Mollusca; Bivalvia; Mytilida; Mytilidae. The record is from RefSeq and is a predicted model, not a curated record. The transcript is spliced from 7 exons. Gene Ontology annotation, biological process: synapse organization; homophilic cell-cell adhesion. Bases 1 to 1731 code for a protein of 576 amino acids.
AUGAGAGCCGAACCUUCGUCGGUGUUAGAGGAACAGUCGAGGCUUACUUUAUUUUGUGUUACUAAAACAAACACAUACCCUGUAAACAUACAAUGGUUAUUUGAAGGAAAUAUACUUCAAGAGGAGGACAGUGAUGCACUAUAUAUCGAAAAGUUAAACAGGAAUCAAUUUGGAGAAUACAGUUGCCGAGCAACUAAUCGAGUUGGAGCCGGCCAAGCAAACAUUAACAUCACAGUGAGAUAUAAACCUUAUCUACAAGAUUUUGAAAGCCACCCUCAAUCUUUUGAAGCCGUUAUCAAUCAUCCUACUCCUGUAGAGAUAAUGAUUCAAAGCUUUCCUAGACCUAAAUGCGCUUGGACAAGAAAUAAUGGUGGAAAGCUUGCCAGCAUAAAAGUUACCGAAAUCAGACCAGAUGUUUUUGCAAUUUCAUCAACAGUUAUGCUCCAAAAGGAAAGUCAGUUUGGGAUGUAUGAGAUUAGAGCAAGAAAUCCAUAUGGUAGUUUGGAUAUCAAAAUAAACCUUGUCUCUCUGAUUGUCAGCAUCCGUCCAUUAAAUAUCAACUGUAAUGUUUCGUCUACGAUAGAACUGCAGUGCUUUUUAAAUCUUAAUGCUUCUUCCAAUUGGACAAGUAUGUGGCUACAUUCGAUUAAAGGCAACAAACUAGAAGAACGAACUGGAAUAACACUGGGAAACAAAUCAACGUUGACAAUAAACUUCUGUGAUUUUCAAGACAUUGGGGACUAUACCUGUACCUGGAGUUCAGGAAUUAAAAUCUAUUCCUCAACAUACCCAGCAACAGUUGGAGUUUAUGGAUCUCCUAUUCUUUCAUCUCAGAAUGUAGACCUUCAGAGAGACGACAGUUUAUUGCUGAGUGUUAAGUUUUAUUCAGUGCCAAAACCCAUUUCCAUAAUUUGGCUUGAAAACGACAAACGCCUCCAUCUUAAUAGAAGUUCCUUAAUGAGGACAAGCAUUGCUCUUAAAAUAUCUGAAACAGAAGUGCAAUUUGAUGGAUUUUCCAGCAAUCUUUUACUAGAAGAACCAAUAUUAUAUGAUAGUCAGUUUAGUUGUGUAGUUACAAAUGAGUACGGAUAUAUGGAUGUUCUAAUAGACAAACGUCUGUUAGUAGGUUUAAUUAAAGACGGUAACACCAUCACAAAAAUAAUUCAGACGUCAACCUUAUCAAAGAGAAACACAAGUUCAUUAAAACCUGCUGGAUAUACAGACGAACCUACACACACAUUAACUGGAAUGCUGACCAAUGACCAGAUUUACAUUAUGAUUUGCGGUGUUGUUCUCGUUAUUCUUUUUAUUGUGAUGACAGUCUUCAUAAAAAACCAAAUUCGAAUUAAUCAGGUCCACAAGAGAACAGAUCAACAACCAGUGGUGCCAUUGGUAGCAUUAAAUUAUCAAGAACGUGAAAAGUCUUCUGAUGUAUCAGACUUACCUCAGCGAAACAUUGAAAAUCCAGAAUAUGAGGAAAUCCAAUUCAUUCCCUUCGAAGUAGAGACAGAAGACUAUUUAACACCAGAACACGAUAGCAGUAAAAGUGGCAGUGACUCAAGCAUAGAAAGGCAAUAUUUAGAAUUAGACCACGAUAGCAGUAAAAGUGGCAGUGACUCGAGCAUAGAAAGGCAAUAUUUAGAAUUAGAUCCACCACAUACGUAUGAAGAAAUAAGUUUGUCAAGAAGAGACCUACAAGUUUAUAGUACGUGUGAAGAUAUAUUAGAGUAAACGCAGUACAUGUAUAUUUAUAUUAGUGAUGAGACGAUGUUUUUUUGUGUGUGAAAAAGUGUGAAAUUGUAAAUGUUUUGAAAUGUAUAUAAA